GGCAACCGCCAGCAACAGUUCUGCGCUGGCCUGUGUCACAAUAAGAGGCCCCACGCAAUGCCAGGGACUCCCCCCUGCAGUAGGGACAGUCCCCAGGGCAGGGGCGAGCCGGCCGUUCGGCCCGACUGCCCGCAUGAUCUCGGGAAGUCCCGCACCCCCGGGAGGCCUCGCUGUGUCCCCUACGCUGCUCCCUGGAGCCCCUUCGGCCCUCCCGACGCCAGGUCCGGAAAGGACGGGGUCCGGUGGAAGGUGGAGUUGAACAAACUCAUUCUGGUGGAGACACCCCUCUUCUGUACGCCUCUCUGCUCCGGGGAUCGUAGUCCACAGGCAGCUGGCACACUGCUAUCCCCGUGUGUCCACGGGGCAUCUACCUCUUCAACACCAAGUCCAAAUCCACUGCAGAAGACUGAGACCUUUGUUUGGAUCAAUCAGGCGUCUCCACAUGCACAGAGUGUUGCGAAGGCUAAAUAUCAAUUCUUAUUUGGCACGCCUGCAGAAGACAACUCUUUGGACAGGGGUUGCUUCCAGUCCCCGGGAGAAAACCGACGCGUGGACCAGCCGCCGGCCUUAAGCCAGGAACCCCAGCAGACGCCCGAGGUGGUCGAGACCAGGACCUGGGAGAACACGUACCCGAGCGUGGUGGUGACAGCUGCGGAGCCCUCCGGCCCAGCGCCCAGCUUCCCGCAGCAACAGGAGGCGCCCAGGGCUGACUCUGAGCCAGAAUGCUCGCAAGGCGAGUCCAGCCGCGUGGGGCUCACGGUGUCCGACGCCGAAGGUGCCCUCCCGGUGUCUGACACGGACGACAGCGCUUCGGUCGAGCCGCGGAGAGACUUGUCUCGGGAGCCAGCCGUCCAAGGCGGGGCGGCGAAGCUGGUGGCGAGCAGCGCCCGGGUGAUGACAGCGCCGGUGUUCACGGUGGUCCAGGGUCGGCACACUGCCCUGCUGCAGUGGGAAGGGGGCGAGGAGGAGGAGGAGGACACCCAGCCUCUGAGAGAGACCGCAACCCGGAGAGAACUUGCCGCCGGGGACAAGGAGACGCUGCAGAGCCCCUCCAAAGACCCUGCGCCGGAGGAGGCGAGCCCCCGGGAGACCCCUCGACAGGACUUGGAGGGACCCACCGGGGCACAGGCAGAAAGAGAUAAAGACCAGGCGCCGGCCAAAGGCGAAGAUUUCCUGACCACCGAGUCCCCCGUGCCCCAUGCACCGCUCCCCAAGCUGGACCAGGCCAGUGAAGAGGAGGAGGAAAGCGCGGCUCCUACUAUGACCAGCGAGAGAAAGACAUCGCUGAACGCUGCUCACUCUGAGAUCAGGAGUGACGAGGACGACGAUGUCUUUGUGAGCGCCAGAGAGAGCGAAGCGAGUGUGAUGAGCAGAACUUCCCUGGGAACCAAAUCAGCAAACUCACUGAUGUUGACGGUCACAAACAACCCAGAGUUUGAUUGUACCUGGACUUUGCCCAGUGAGGCGACUGAUAUUUUCAGCUCACAGUUUGAACACAUUAUGGAGUGCCAGCAUCUGAAAGGUACCUCAUACAACAGCCUGGACUCACUGGAAAUGAUUUCCUCCACGGACGAGAGUGAAUAUGGCUUCAGCUUUGAGAUGCCACUCACCCCGAUGAUUCAGCAGCGAAUCAAGGAAAGCAACCAGUUCCUGGAGCAUGGGGCAAAGGAAGCCAGCUUUGGUAAUAGGGCGUUGCAGCAUCGAAUGGACUUCAGUGACAUAUCACGCAGCAGGCUGGAGGAAAACUUUGACACAUCAGACAAUUUAUUCCAUAAACCUUCUCCAUGUGCUGUUGCCAAUGGAGCACCUCAGCUCUCUGAGCUCUAUCAGGAGGGGCAGGACAAACCCUCUACUUCAAGUGAGUGUGGCCUGAAGGAAAUGCUUCCAGAUGGGGACCUUGAAGCAGACAGCAUGGAGCGGCUGGAACUCCAUAGCAGCACUGAUGUGGUGACCAAUGGCAAUAAGAGUGAUCUGGAGGCAGCCAAGAGGCUAGCCAAGCGACUCUACAAUCUCGAAGGGUUCAAACGUUCUGAUGUUGCACGGCACUUGGGGAAGAAUAAUGAAUUCAGUAAGUUGGUGGCUGAAGAAUACCUCAGAUUUUUUGACUUCACUGGUUUGACCUUGGACCAAUCACUAAGAUUUUUCUUGAAAGCAUUUGCACUAAUGGGGGAGACUCAGGAGCGAGAGCGGGUAUUAAUCCAUUUCUCCGAACGAUAUUACCAGUGUAACAUGGGCACUAUUCCUUCUCAAGAUGGGGUCCAUUGCCUUACUUGUGCACUGAUGUUGUUGAAUACAGAUCUUCAUGGCCACAAUAUUGGAAAGAAGAUGACCUGUCAAGACUUCAUUAACAAUCUGGAUGGUUUAAAUGGAGGGAAGGACUUUCCAAAAGAUCUGCUGAAGCUUCUCUUUACGUUGCAGGCAUUGUACAAUUCAAUCAAAAAUGAGAAGCUGGAAUGGGCGAUAAAUGAAGAAGAGUUGAGAAAAUCGCUCUCUGAGCUUGCUAAUGACAAGACAGACAAUGCUGGAUCCAAGUCCAACAAUCGUAUUGGAUCUGGUACAAAUCCAUUUCUCGACAUUCCGCAGGAUCCCAAUGCUAAAACAUACAAAACUGGCUUCCUCUCACGAAAAAUUCACGCAGAUAUGGAUGGAAAGAAAACUCCCAGGGGCAAAAGAGGUUGGAAGACAUUUUAUGCUGUGCUGAAAGGCAUGAUCCUUUACUUGCAAAAGGAUGAAUAUAAGCCGGAAAAAAAUCUGUCUGAAGAGGAUUUAAAAAAUGCAGUCAGCAUACACCAUGCACUGGCAAUAAAAGCGACUGAGUAUGAGAAGAAACCCAAUGUUCUGAAGCUGAAAACUGCUGACUGGAGAGUCUUUCUUUUUCAAGCACAAAGCCCUGAAGAAAUGGAAUCUUGGAUAAAUAAAAUGAACCUGGUAGCGGCUACAUUUUCGGCCCCUCCAUUUCCAGCUGCUAUUGGUUCACAGAAGCGGUUUAGCCGUCCCCUGUUGCCAGCCACGACCACCAAGAUGACGCAGGAAGAUCAGCUGAAGUCGCACGAGGCCAAGCUAAAACAGAUUUCCACUGAGCUCACUGAGCACCGUUCCUACCCACCCGACAAGAAAGUCAAAGCGAAGGAAAUUGAUGAAUACAGACUGAAGGAGCACUACCUGGAGUUUGAGAAAACUCGAUAUGAGACGUAUGUUAAACUCCUGAAGGAAGGAGGGCCGGAUAUGCUUGUGGAAAAUGAUGGUAACGGGAUGAAAAAGUCGCACUCCAGCCCAUCGCUGAACCAAGAGAUGUAUCCUGUAAAUGCAAAAGUCAAACGUAACGUCUCUGAGAGAAAAGACUACAGGCCUGACACAGCCAACAACAAGCAGAAGACUUAACUUCUUAGCAGGAAAUCAUCUCCCAGUCCACGGCCACCAAAACAUAAUCAAGUGACGCAAUCUGUGACUUGUAUAUUUUUGUGUAAAAUAUUAUUUAGACGUCAAUUUUUGGUAACAGAAAUUGUGAGAACAUGACUGAUAUGGUAAUCCUUCAUUUGCAGACACUCCUGUAGCUUUUUAUAUUUUUAUUUGGUUGUUGGCGCAACUGUUUGUAGAUUGACUGACUUUUUUUAUAUUGCCUUAAAGAGACAGCCUCCUAUUGUGGGCCUGCUAUUUAGAAAGCCAUUGAAGGUCACUCAGUCGGAGGUUUACACAAGAGGCCCUGUCAGAGUGCCAAAUGGAUAUAUGUCAUUUCACAAACUGAGAAUUGUCAUUGGCUGAAUUUCUGCAUACAAAAUCAGAGCAAGGUAGCUGCUGACUUUGCUGUCCUUUUAUUUUUCCUCAUUAUUAAUUCUUUAAAUUAUUUAUAGGCAAACUCUCUCAAGGAAAAUUGGAGCCUUGUGAAAUGAAUGUUUCUGUGGACUUUUUUGUUUUCUUAAAGAAACAAUGCUUUAUACAGAGUUGCUUGCUGGAGACCAACAAAAUGAAUAUUCUUCGAAGAUCUAUGGGUUGCUUUUCUGUUUAUUGCUUAUGAGCAAAUAGUUCUUCUAAUAUUCUCACUGUCUUAUCCCUUCCUCCCUUAGUCAUCCUUCUCACUACAGUACUUCCUUUGAGGACUGUGACAUCCCUCUCUUCCCUUCUCUCCCUCUGUCUCUCCCCAGUACAUGCAUUGAAUUUGCAAUAGUGAUAGUUUAACAUUUCAGAGCACAUGCCACUCACCCAGUAUCCUUGCACAUCCCCACCCAAAUCUGUAGCUGCUACUGAGCCAGGAAGCUGUAGUCUGUACAGUGUUGGAAGGAAAAUAUUUUAAAACACUUUUUCUUUUGAAAUGAUUUUAUAAGGCUCCAUUUUAAGCAUACUGUAAAUCCCAGGCACUCUUGUCACCUGUAUAUGAUGUUCCCUUGACAAGAAUAUAGCAAAUAUAUAGAAGGUACUAUCUGAAUUAUUUGAUCGUAUCUUUAAAGAUUAGUAUUUAUAGUGCACUUUAACAGAAUACAUAAAGCUUGACCACCUGUUUUAUUUUUUUUAAGAAUAUAUGUUUGUCUUCCAUUUUUUUGUAUAAUUCCAGGCACCUUUGCUUGGGCAAGUUCUGUCGUCUGUAAGACAGGUUGAAGAGACAGUAUUGUAGGGAAAUUACAAUUGAUCCAAUAGAAGUUUUGUUUGAAGUAGGAAAUUGCAUUAUGCCCUCCAGAACCACUGCUGUUAUUGAAGUUCUAUUGCAAUGAUGCUGUAGUUUAACUCUCACCGCACCAAUUAAAUAAAGGCCUUACACCUGAAGAGCACAUAACUGUGCCUGACUGCAGAUUCAGUUUAUGGCAUCAAGUGUGAAAAGAUCACGUCUUUUCUACAAAGAAAUCGAGCCACCCUUGCCCUGCAGAAUACCUCUAAUACUUUCUGCAUCUGUAGAUAAUGAAAGGCUGUAAUGAAAUUCAUAGUGAAAAGUGGUAUCUGCUCAGUAAUGUAUUUUCAGGUGCAAAUAGGUGUCUCUUUUCAGUGCCACUUGGUAUUUCUCUGUGCUGUUAUUGAUAUUUAUUGACUUUGUUGCAUCUUCACUCACUUCUAUAGCUCAGUGGAUCUAUUUUUGUUGUCUGUAUAUAAUAGAUUUACUGUACAAUAACGUGCAGAAAGCCUUCUUUCUGCUGCAUAUGUCCCUUGUUUUGCAUGCAGUCCUCUCUGAAACAAGAGCUCACAUCAAUAAAUUCAAAUGGAUGUUA
This is a messenger RNA of Stegostoma tigrinum, 5195 nucleotides long. RefSeq names its product pleckstrin and Sec7 domain containing 3, like (gene psd3l). The transcript has 16 exons. Bases 58 to 3381 code for a protein of 1107 amino acids. Gene Ontology annotation, biological process: regulation of ARF protein signal transduction. Gene Ontology annotation, molecular function: protein binding; guanyl-nucleotide exchange factor activity; phospholipid binding. The record is from RefSeq and is a predicted model, not a curated record. NCBI's taxonomy places the organism in Eukaryota, Metazoa, Chordata, Chondrichthyes, Orectolobiformes, Stegostomatidae.